This is a messenger RNA of Bombina bombina (fire-bellied toad), 2280 nucleotides long. It is a transcript of the gene CNGA1, whose product is annotated as cyclic nucleotide gated channel subunit alpha 1. Gene Ontology annotation, cellular component: intracellular cyclic nucleotide activated cation channel complex; plasma membrane. The coding region runs from base 1 to 2280 and encodes 759 amino acids. The record is from RefSeq and is a predicted model, not a curated record. NCBI's taxonomy places the organism in Eukaryota, Metazoa, Chordata, Amphibia, Anura, Bombinatoridae. Gene Ontology annotation, biological process: monoatomic cation transmembrane transport. The transcript has 10 exons. Gene Ontology annotation, molecular function: cGMP binding; protein-containing complex binding; intracellularly cAMP-activated cation channel activity.
AUGGUAGAGGUGGUGGUAAAUGAUGGGGAGGCCACGCAGGUUCGGAUAGAUCCAGGGGCUAAGGGGAAAGAGCCCAUGCUGCAUCUUGUCCCAGGUGAACAGAAAUUGAAAAUGGCGGGAAUAAUCAACACUCAUCACACAUAUGGGACCAUCCCCAGAGUAUCAAUACAAGACAUGGAUGAAGAAAUAGUAAAAAUGGAAAAUGGAGAAUGCAGAGUUUUAAGUAAGCAAGAAGAAAGCCUGUGUGCAUUACAGACAGCUGAAAGUGGAAAAUGCUACAGUAUAUUCACAAGCAAAAACCGAAUUCACGCAGUCACUGGAACACUGCACAGAGAACAACAGCUUCCAGGUGCCACUGCAGUUUGCAAUGCUAACAACAGUAAUAAUAAGGAUGAAGAAGAAAAAAAGAAAAAGAAAAAAGACAAAGAUAAAGACAAAGAAAAAAAGGGCAAAUCUGACCAAAAGAAAGAAAAGAAAAAGGAUAAAGAAAAGAAAAAAGACAAAGAAAAAGGAGAAAAGGCAAAGAAAGAUAAAGGUGACGAUAAAGAUAAAAACAAAGGUAAAGAAAAGGAAAAGGAAAAAGAGAAAGAAAAAGAAAAAACAGAUAAGGAUAAAGACAAAGAUAAAGACAAAGACAAGAAAGAAGAGAAGAAGAAAGAUAUUUAUGUAAUUGACCCCUCAGGAAACCUAUAUUACAACUGGUUAUUUUGCAUUACCAUGCCUGUCAUGUACAACUGGACUAUGAUCAUUGCAAGAGCCUGUUUUGAUGAACUUCAGCAAGACUACUUAGAAAUGUGGUACAUCCUUGAUUACACAUCAGAUCUCAUCUAUAUCGCAGACAUGUUUGUAAGAACCAGAACAGGAUAUUUGGAGCAAGGUCUACUGGUCAAAGAUGAAGUUAAGCUAAGAGAUAAAUACAAAAAGACUCUUCAGUUUAAAUUGGAUGUUUUGUCUAUUAUACCAACAGAUAUUUUGUAUUUAAGGUUUGGAAUGAACUAUCCAGAGUUAAGGCUAAACAAAUUGCUUAGAGUGUCACGCAUGUUUGAAUUUUUCCAGCGAACAGAAACAAGGACCAAUUAUCCGAACAUCUUUAGAAUCUCUAACCUCAUCAUGUACAUUGUGAUUAUUAUACAUUGGAACGCUUGUGUGUAUUAUUCUAUUUCCAAAGCUAUAGGGUUUGGUGAAGAUACGUGGGUCUAUCCUAAUACAUCUGACCCAGAGUUUGGACGUCUGGCUAGAAAAUAUGUGUACAGUCUUUACUGGUCAACACUAACUCUAACUACUAUUGGGGAAACUCCUCCACCAGUUAGAGAUUCAGAAUUCUGGUUUGUUGUUGCUGAUUUCCUGGUUGGAGUGUUGAUUUUCGCUACCAUCGUUGGUAAUGUUGGCUCCAUGAUUUCAAAUAUGAAUGCCGCCAGAGCAGAAUUUCAAGGGAGAAUUGAUGCAAUCAAACAGUACAUGCACUUUAGAAAAGUAAGCAAAGAUUUAGAAAAGCGAGUAAUCAAAUGGUUUGACUACUUAUGGACAAAUAAAAAAGCUGUAGAUGAAAGAGAUGUUUUGAAAUAUCUACCAGACAAGUUAAGAGCGGAGAUUGCUAUCAAUGUUCAUCUGGACACAUUAAAGAAAGUUCGUAUUUUUGCUGAUUGUGAAGCUGGACUUUUGAUUGAAUUGGUCUUAAAACUGCAACCUCAAGUAUACAGCCCUGGAGAUUACAUUUGUAGGAAAGGGGAUAUUGGAAGAGAAAUGUACAUUAUCAAAGAAGGCAAGCUUGCUGUAGUAGCUGAUGAUGGGAUUACCCAAUUUGUUGUCUUGAGUGAUGGCAGCUACUUUGGGGAAAUCAGUAUUCUAAACAUUAAGGGAAGUAAAGCUGGAAACAGACGAACAGCUAAUAUUAAGAGUAUUGGAUAUUCAGAUCUCUUUUGUCUCUCAAAAGAUGACUUAAUGGAAGCCCUGACUGAGUACCCAGAUGCUAAAGCCAUGCUGGAAGAAAAAGGAAGGCAGAUUCUCAUGAAGGAUGGGCUACUUGAUUUAGAUAUUGCAAAUUCAGGCACUGAUCCAAAAGACAUUGAGGAGAAAGUUGCUCAUAUGGAGGGCUUAGUUGAAAACCUACAGACAAAAUUUGCUAGACUUUUAGCUGAGUAUGAUUCAGCCCAACAAAAAUUAAAACAGCGAGUAACAAAAAUUGAGCAUAAAUUAAAGUCAGUAACAGAGACAGAAGUCUUAGAAUUGCUAGAAGCAGAAGGAACCAAAGAAGAAGAACCACCAGUCACCAAAGAAUAA